AUGUCUACCGGCCAGUGCAUCCAGGUCGACAUCCCGGAGCUCCGCGACCACGAGCUGCUCGCGCCCACCCCCGAGGGCCUCCUUGUCUUGAUCCACGGCCGCAAGCACAUCCGUCUGCUCAACCCACUCACCCGCCACCUCACCGAGCUCCCACCGAUCACCACGCUGGUGGCCCGAAGGGACCACCACCGCCUUCUGGAGCAAAAUCCCCAUUUCAUGACCUGCUUCGCAGCGUGGGGCUCCGGCGUUGCAGAUGUUUCUACUACGUUCUUGCUCUGCUUCAGCAGGCUAUGCAUGCUUGGCAUGGCCAAGCCCGGGGACGACCAAUGGACAUCGCUACAAUACGAUAGCGAUGGCAUAACAAGUGCACCCCUAAUGUUUGCAGGCCUCUUCUACUGCGUUACACACAAUGGUGUCUUGGUGCUAGACACCGAUCCAGAUAUGCCACGGCUGAAGGUGGCUGCCAAGCUGAAGGGUAUGCAUGUCUCGCCAAUUGCUGACACUGUGCAUCUUGUUAACAACCAUGGGGAGCUACUGCUGGUGCAUCGUCACAGGGAACCAUUGACACCGAGGAACAAAGUGGAUCGGUGGUACAACACGUAUCGAGUGGAUUUGGACACCGGGACACUACUCCCUCUCAAGAGCUUGGGCGGCGCAGCGCGUGCAAUUUUCAUGGGCAUGGAUUGCUCUCUCUCGGUGCCUCUAGAUGUUUUCCCCUCCGGCUCCAUUAGUGCUGACACCAUCUACUUGAGCUUCGACUUCUCCGAGAGAAAACUGUUAAAGGUUGGAGCAUAUCAUCUGUAA
This is a messenger RNA of Lolium perenne, 804 nucleotides long. RefSeq lists its product as uncharacterized. The record is from RefSeq and is a predicted model, not a curated record. Lineage: Eukaryota; Viridiplantae; Streptophyta; Magnoliopsida; Poales; Poaceae.